Molecule: messenger RNA, 2954 nt
Organism: Ctenopharyngodon idella (grass carp)
Lineage: Eukaryota; Metazoa; Chordata; Actinopteri; Cypriniformes; Xenocyprididae
Product: calcium-activated chloride channel regulator 1-like
Exons: 14
Coding region: 78-2777 (899 amino acids)
Source: RefSeq, a predicted model, not a curated record
UCAGACCCCUCAAGAUCAUUUGUGACAUUGUUCAAAACGGGGUUUUGGGAGUUGCUGUUCAUCUAAACUCUACAGCUAUGGACUCAAGAACGGUGUUGGUCUUAUUAUGGAUGUUGCUGUUGUGCACCUCCACUGGAAUCAAACUAGAUGGAAAUGGUUAUGUUGAUGUUACCAUUGCAAUCAGUUCAAGAGUACCACAGGAUAACACGCUCAUUGAUAAAAUCAAGGACAUGGUCACUGAAGGGUCGAUUCAUCUUCAUCAAGCAAUGGAUAAAAAGGUCUAUUUCAAAGAAGCAACGAUAUUAGUUCCACCCACCUGGAAUAGUAAGGAAUUUACCAAAGCAAGAGCAGAGUCCUAUGAAAAGGCAAAAAUAAUAAUUGAUAAUGCUAAUCGAGCAUAUGGUGAUGAACCUUACACUCAUCAGUAUGGUGAAUGUGGAGCUGAGGCUCAGUACAUUCAUUUCACCCCAAACUUCCUCCGAGACGACAAACUCAUUAAGACUUAUGGGUCAAGAGGAAAGGUCUUGGUUCAUGAAUGGGCUCAUCUGAGAUGGGGCGUGUAUGAUGAAUACAGUGAAACAAAACCAUUCUAUCACUCUAAUGGCCGUAUUGAAGCUACAAGGUGUAGCAAAAACAUUGAAGGUCAGUUUUAUGAUGAAUCAAAUCGACCGUGCCACACUGAUCCACAAACUUUACUACCAACUAACGGGUGCAAGUUUUUUCCUAACAAAUAUCAAAACACAGACAGCUCUAUCAUGUUCUUACCAAGCCUGGAUUCUGUGAGCACAUUUUGUCGUGAAAGCGAGCACAAUUAUGAAGCCCCAAACUUGCAAAACAAAAAAUGUGGCAAAGCAACAUGGACUGUGAUAUUUGAGGAUUCUGUUGAUAAAGACGCACUUCGUUCUCUGAAACCACUGCUGUCCUCUCCACCAGCGCCAUCUUUCAAAGUUGUGCAGCGAAUGCAUCGGGUUGUUUGUCUCGUCCUUGAUGUCUCAGGAAGCAUGCAAGGCUCCAGAAUCCUUCGACUACAGCAGGCUUCCACACAUUUCCUGCAGAACAUCAUUGAGGAUCAAGCCAGUGUUGGAAUUGUAACCUUUAGUUCCGAUGCUUCUACUCUGAGCCCCUUGACUACUAUUGAUGAUUCCACACGAGAGAAACUCGUCAAAUUGUUGCCAAAAGUAGCAGAUGGAGGGACAUACAUAUGUAAAGGCCUCAAUUUAGGCUUAGAGGUACUCAAAAAGGACAAUGGGGAUGUGAUAGGGGAUGAAAUCAUUUUUCUGACAGAUGGUGAAGCAUCGGAUGAUAUUAAUAGUUGUGUCCCAGCUGCAAUUGAAAGUGGCGCCAUUAUACACACAAUAGCUUUGGGUAAUAAAGCAGAUGAAGCACUGAGGAAAAUGGCUGCCAAAACUGGGGGGAAAUUUAUCACAGCCAGUGACGACAUUCUCUCUAAUCAGCUACUGAAUGGAUUUUCUUCACUUACAAUACCAACAGGAAAUCAAACAAAAGACCCAGUUCAGAUAGACAGUGUGGGAAUAAAAACAUCAGACUGGUUCAAUGGGACAAUAUUAGUGGAUCAGACCAUUGGUACCAAAACCAGCUUUACAAUAACCUAUGAAAAAAGUUUACCUGACAUUUCCAUACAGUCACCAAGUGGCUCAACCUACAAACAAGUACAGAUGCGUCAUGAUGAAGCAGCAAAAACAGUCACUUUAAAAGUUCCAGGAACUGCAGAACCUGGGGACUGGAAGUACAGUAUCCAAACUACAAUAAGUCAGUCUCUGACUAUAACAGCAACGAGUCAAGCGGCGCGUGCUGAUGUUCCCCCUAUCGUUCUCAAAGCCCACAUGAACCAGCAGUUCAGUGACGGCACUAAACCCAUGAUAGUGUUUGCUGAGGUCAGUCAGAACUACAAGCCUGUAAUAAAGGCUGAAGUGUGGGCUUACCUGGAGUCUGAAUCUGGGUCCGCACAAGAAUUACAACUUCUGGACAAUGGAGCAGGAGCUGAUACUUUCAAAGAUGAUGGCAUUUAUUCCAGAUAUUUCACUCAGAUAAAAAAAGGGAGAAGCAGCUUGAAAGUAAGAGUGAAGAAUCAAGAUGGACUAGCCAGAUUUACUUUCCAAAAAAGCGGUGGUGCCCCAUACGUACCUGGAUAUGUGGUAAACGGUGUGGUGGAGAUGAAUCCUCCAAAGCCUCCAGUUUCUGAGGAAUCACUUGAGGUUGGAAGAUUUACCAGGACAGCCACUGGAGAGAGUUUUGAGGUGGCUUUUACAGGCUCAACCCCACCAAAUUUCCCUCCUAACAGAAUCACAGAUCUGAGUGCUGAGAUCCAGGAGGACUCUGUGCUUCUCAACUGGACGGCUCCUGGUGAGGACCUCGACUAUGGGACAGCUAAAUCCUAUGAGAUCAGGUGGAGCUUUGACCUUAAAGUGCUUCGAUUCAACUUCAGCAAUGCUCACAUAUUCAACACAGCUGCUAUCUCACCGCAGGAGGCUGGAUCAGUUGAACAGCAUUCAUUCAAUCCUAAUAUCACUAUCCAAAAUGGCACCACAAUCUUUUUUGCUGUUCAGUCUGAGGACAAAGAAAAUGUAAAAUCUGAAAUCUCCAACAUUGCUCAAGCUUCAAAGAUGCUCCCUGGUCCAAAACCCACAGAAAUGCCAGAAAUAGACCUGAAGUUGAUGUUUAUUGCAAUUUCUGUUUGUCUGGCAACUGUGGUGAUUAUUGGUAUUAUUGCGAUAACAACAUGGGCGUUGAGUCGAAGAAAACUUUCUGGUUCUUAGACUACAACUAACAUUAAUAUCUGAUGCAAAGAAAAUCUUUCUGUUGUACAAUUUUCUUUAGUUGUACACCAUAUGCUUGGCAAAAAUAUAAAAUGCAAAAUACAGUUUGGUAAAUUGUGUUUUGAUUUGUUUAUAUUGGAAAUGUUUGGCAUAUAAUUAAACUCUCUCAGAUGAUGA